This is a messenger RNA of Cebus imitator (Panamanian white-faced capuchin), 3684 nucleotides long. It is a transcript of the gene TCAIM, whose product is annotated as T cell activation inhibitor, mitochondrial. The transcript has 12 exons. Lineage: Eukaryota; Metazoa; Chordata; Mammalia; Primates; Cebidae. Gene Ontology annotation, cellular component: mitochondrion. The record is from RefSeq and is a predicted model, not a curated record. The coding region runs from base 429 to 1919 and encodes 496 amino acids.
GGAAAACAAACGUUUAAAAGUUAGCUAUAUUUACACAACGAAAACCAAAAGGGAUACUUAAAUGAGACAUUUAAAAUUCGAGGCUCUCCACUGAGUUGUCCCCCGGCACCAGCUCCAGAAGUCCAGCAGAGCCUCGCUUGCCCCCAGGGCGCCCGGAGCGAGGGACCGUACGGCGCAUGCGCGCGUCCUCCAGCACCCGCUUUCCCUUUCCUCCCCAGGAUCCAGCGCGUGCUCGGUUGCCCUUCUCCGUUCCCUGCCAGCCUUGGGUCAGGACCCACCACCUGCUGGCCAAUCAUUUUUCGAUUCCUUCCGGCCUAGUUGGAGCGCUAACUCACGCCUCCUAAAGCUUUCAGCCGAGCACGCCGAGAGCCCUCAGGGCGGCCGCAAUUAAUGGAUGCCUGGAAGUUGACGUCCAUAUAUAUCCAGAAAUGUUUUGCCACCUGAGACCUAUGAGGAGGUUAUGUCUAGAGAAGAUAUUUCCACACUGGUUUCCCUAUUCAAGAGCUUUAUCAGGAGCUGAAGCGGUCAAUGCCUUGAGGCCUUUCUAUUUUGCAGUACAUCCAGAUUUCUUUGGACAGCACCCCAUAGAAAGGGAAGUCAAUGAAAAUUCUCUUAAGAGGUUAAGUGUCUACUUAGAAAACCUCCAGAAACCAGGCUUCAAGUCUUUGAAACCAACUCAGCUUACAUUUUAUGUAAGAGAAACAGACCAGAGUUCCUCUGAUGGCCAGGAACCUUUUAGUACUUCUGGAUUUCGAGCAGUCAAAUUUACUUUGCACACCAGAGAUCUGCUAAGCACAGUAUUAUAUAUUCUCAACUCCUGCAGUUUAUCUGUUGAACAUAUCCAAAGCUUGAAUACUAAUGUGCAUACCCAGCCUCUCAAAGAAGCUAAAAGGAUGCCUGACAGGCCCAUCAAAUGGGACAAGUCUUAUUACUCCUUUACCGGAUUCAAGGACCCUGAUGAAGACCUUGAACAAGUCUCAAGAAUGGAAACAACUCUCACAUCCUGGUUAGAUAACAAUGGGAAAAGUGCUGUUAAAAAGCUGAAGAACAGUUUGCCACUUAGAAAAGAACUAGAUCGUUUAAAACAUGAACUGUCUCAUCAAUUGCAACUCUCAGAUAUCAGGUGGCAGAGGAGCUGGGGCAUUGCCCACCGCUGUAGCCAGUUACAUAGUUUAGGCCGCUUAGCACAGCAGAAUUUGGAAACACUUAAAAAAGCAAAAGGGUGUACAAUCAUAUUUACAGACCGUUCCGGCAUGAGUGCAGUGGGCCAUGUGAUGCUAGGAACAAUGGACGUCCAUCAUCAUUGGACAAAGCUUUUUGAAAGAUUGCCAAGUUAUUUUGACCUUCAGAGGAGGCUGAUGCUUUUAGAAGACCAAAUAAGCUAUCUUUUAGGUGGCAUACAAGUUGUUUAUAUUGAAGAAUUACAGCCAGUAUUGACACUUGAAGAAUAUUACUCUCUUCUUGAUGUGUUUUAUAACAGACUGUUGAAAAAUAGAAUACCUUUUCACCCUCGAAGUUUACGUGGUUUACAAAUGAUCCUUAACAGUGACAGAUAUGCUCCAAGCUUGCAUGAACUCGGGCAUUUUAAUAUUCCAGCACUCUGCGAUCCAGCAAAUCUCCAGUGGUUUAUUCUCACCAAAGCUCAGCAGGCAAGAGAGAACAUGAAAAGAAAGGAAGAGUUAAAGGUUAUUGAAAAUGAAUUGAUAGAGGCGUCAACAAAGAAAUUUUCUCUGGAGAAGUUAUAUAAAGAACCCAGCAUUUCUAGUAUACAAAUGGUGGAUUGUUGUAAGAGACUUCUAGAACAAUCACUGCCUUACCUACAUGGGAUGCACCUCUGCGUUUCACAUUUUUACUCUGUUAUGCAAGACGGAGACCUUUGUAUUCCUUGGAAUUGGAAGAAUGGAGAAGCCAUUAAGUAACACAGAAAUCUCUUUAUUUUUUGAAGAGAUAAGAAAGGAACUUAAAUUAAAAAGAUUUAAAUCCACAAUUUGAUAUAACAGUAUUAUUUACAUAUUAUAAGAACAAAGUUUCUAACUGCUGCUUUAAAAGUAGACUUUUAAAAUAAAUUAGUUUCUGCUAGGAAAUGUAUUUUAAAAAGGUUUUAUAAGCCAGGCUUGGUGGCUCAUGCCUGUGGUCCCAACUACUUAGGGAGGCUAAGAUAGGAGGAUCACUUGAGCCCAGGAUGCCAAGGCUACAGUGAGCCACUGCCCUCCAGCCUGAGCGACAGAGCAAAACCCUGUCUCAAAAAAUAAUAAUAAUAAUUUUAAAUAAAUAAUAAAAAUAUUUUAUAUUCCAGUCUUAUGAUGUUGAUUGGCAAGGCUAAAUAAAAAGAUGUUAGAAUGAAAUAACAUAUUUUUAGUGAUAGGCAAAUGAAAGAUUCUACAAUAGUCAUAUAUUUUUAUAUGAAUGAAUGUUGGGGCUGGACAGGUAUAUGUGUGUAAAUAUAAACAGAUCUCAUAGUCAGAGUAUAGCUCUGAAAUAAUAGAACUCAUGUCUAUAAUUCAACAUGCAUCUGUAUAGUUACAUCUCAUGUAUAUACACACACAUAUAUUUUGCAGCCAGUAAUUGACAGUUAAUGUCCAAAACAGGUGAUUGAUAGGUAGCAAAAAGUAGAUAACCACAGAUUUUGCCAGGAGAAAGACUAGAAGGACUAAAAGCAGUUGAAUGUAUGGUACUGACAUUGUCAUAAGCAGUCUGAUAACCAGUUUAUUAAAACAUCUUCAGUGACAGAAUUUAAUUUUAAACCCGUAAUUUCUCCUAUCCAUUAAAAUAUUUCAACUGUUGGUAGUAUGAAACCAGCAGGAAAUGUUUUUGAAUCAUUUAAUGAGGUGACUCAUUUGUUUCAUGGCCAACACCAUCCAGGAAAAUUCUUGCUUGUUUCCCAAAGAGCUCUAGGAAAUAGAAUCAGGUGUAAAAUGGUUCACACCCUCCAGGAUUUCUUGUCACCCUUCUCAGCCAUGAUCUUACUGUUCUUACUGAUGUUUGAAAUCCUUUCAUCAGCCCCGGCAUGGUUAAAGCCCCUCAGAGUCACCUUCCAUCAUUCAUAGCAAUGUAAUUUAACCCCAAGUGGUUGAUGGUGACUCUGGCAUGGCCGAGAGAUUUGAUCUCUGGAUUCAGUGUUUUUAGCUCAGAUUUACCCUAAGAUUCCUUUGGGCAAUGUCUUUAACCAAUCCAGAACCUCUUCAGAUCAUUUGGGAAGAGGACAAGGUGAAUCCUGGUUUGGAACAUCAUUUUUGGGCCCUUGCUGCUGAAUGAAUCAGAAAGGAAUUUUUUCUAAAGAGCCUUAGAAAGUAAAAGAGAUGUUAAAAUCAGUUCUUGAAGUAUGUUUUAUAUUUGUCUAAAACACUGAUUAUUUAAAAAGUUUACAUUCAAAUGUGUAUUCAAAAGAAGCACUGAUUUGUAAUUAUUAUAGUUUGUGCGUAUCAUCCCUUUUAACCGUGCAUAACAACCAUACUUCAAUUUUGUUUUCUAGUGUAACAAAUGUCUCCUGUAAAGAUUUUCCAGAGCCAAAUAAUGAUAGUGAAAAAUUCCUUAAAUGUUAUGUAAGAAAAUGUAUUGGAAAAUCAGGUUUGUAUUACAGCAUUUCUAAAAUAUACUAAUAUAGAAUCCUCAGUAAUAUGUUUUGAAUUGAAUUUUGUCUCAGAACUAAUUGUUACAUAAUAAAUAAUACCUACAUCAACCAGA